CAAAACGGCAGAUUCAAGGAAAGAAUAGUUGACACUAGGACAUUACUGCAGUCCAGAUCUUGCAUUUUUUCCAGUCUGCCAGCUUGACCUUGUCCAACCUUUGUUGGAGCAUAUAUUCGGCUGCUGUUCACCGAAAUGGGUGGUUGAUUACCAAUGUAUCAACAGAUGCGCCAACUCCAGCGCGGAGAUUUUAGAUUGCGGAUUGUUAAAAGGAUUCGGAAUCCGCCCCAAUGGAGUGACUCACCUCCACAAUUAUUUCAUCGCGUCCAGCAGCUUAUACUCUUAGAUAAGUACAUAACAAGUUCGCUCUAGGAAACAUCUGAGUACUUUGCAACUGCUGCUGAGAUUACAUUUGCUGGUGACUCCUGAGGUCUCUGUAAAGCACAUCUCAUCAAUGCUGAGUGAACAUACAUUCAGCUUCACCAGCUUCCAACAAGAUGCUGUGAAGGCUUUACUGUCGACUACAGGCAUUUCGCUGCUUUCAAUUUUACCCAUACUUAUCUUCAUUGUGCGCCAAUAUGGCUCCGCUCAUCCAGCGCAGCCGAGAGGAUGCCGAAGGCUAGGCCUUCCACCAGGCCGCAGCAAUCUGCACGACGAAUUCGACCAUAAGUAUGGCCAGGGAACCUCAAGCGACGUCGAUGACAAAGGUCAGCCUUUAUGUCGUGUUAAAGCACUCUUCACCUAUCCCAUCAAAAGCUGCGCCGCGGUCGAGCUGGACGUCGCCGAUGUCGUAUCGACCGGAUUCGCGUUCGAUCGACAGUUCUGCUUCGCGGAACAAUUCGCGCCUGACCAUGCGAGCGCCAGCGAUGGGAAGGCGCAGCCGUACUGGGAUACGCGGACUCUCCGUAACGGCCAUUACAGCCGGCUGACGCUCAUCCGGCCUGAGAUCUGGGUCCCUGAUCCCGCUGCCCCCGACUACGCGCCUGAUCUGGAUGAGGUCAGGUCUCAGGGCGUGAUGGUCGUGUACUACUCACGACCAGCUGCUCGAGGGCAUUUGUCGUACCUCGUCAAGUUGGGGAUAGCCCUGCGUCUGCUCCCCCGGGAGCUGUCAUUCAGUGUCCCGCUCGUUCCGCCACCAGACCGCGCUGGCGCUUAUCCUUCCGUGCCAGUGAAGAUCUGGAAAGAUACCUUGGUGGCAUACGACUACGGCCAGCAUCUUCCGCACGCCCUGCGGGAGUUUCUAGCUCCCCCAGAUGUGGGUGUGUCUCGCCCUCUCACCCUCUUCCGCGUUGAACCGACGCACCACCGGCAGGUCUUCCGCAACGCUCCCCGCAAAGAGGAGCUCGGAUUCCAACCUGUGACCGUGUUCGCGGACGCGUAUCCCCUGAAUAUCCUCAACAUCGCGAGUGUCCAGGACGGCCCCGAGGCAUUUGCGGAGGAUCACUGGAAGCGCAUCCUGAUUAGACCCAAGGCGGUUAAGAGUGACGCUGACGCUGGGAUUGAGUUACAUGUUGCCUGUCGGACGAUGCGCUGUCGGCUGCCGAACGUUGACCCUGCCACGGGUAUCCGGCACGCGUCUGAGCCGGAUAGGACGCUGAAGAGCUAUAGGCGGAUUGACCCUGGUGAUCCGACGAAUGCGUGUUUGGGGAUGCAGUGUGUUGCUGCUGUACAGGAGUUCGUCAUUUGCGUAGGGGAUACUAUUUCACUGCUGGAAACAGGCGAGCAUCGCUAUAUCAAGAUGCUGAACCCGGGCGAGGUUGUGGAAGGGGUGUAGUUCAGCAUUUGAAAGAUUUACCUGGAUAUGGUGAAUUAUUGUCAUGCUACGAGUCUAGGAGCGGAAUCGUAGUAAUAGAGUAAUGCUUGAAGAUCAUUAUUGAAUUAUGUAUCCUCAGAAAAUA
Messenger RNA from Aspergillus novofumigatus IBT 16806, 1838 nucleotides. Its product is annotated as MOSC domain protein. The record is from RefSeq and is a predicted model, not a curated record. The coding region runs from base 395 to 1714 and encodes 439 amino acids. The transcript is spliced from 3 exons. Gene Ontology annotation, molecular function: catalytic activity; pyridoxal phosphate binding; molybdenum ion binding. Lineage: Eukaryota; Fungi; Ascomycota; Eurotiomycetes; Eurotiales; Aspergillaceae.